AUGCUGCAGGAGCCCCACAGCAUGCUUACGGACCAGGAGUUGGAGGACUUCCUGUCUUUCAUGGACGACCCCGUAGGCGGCGCGCCCGGCUGCAGGCCGGCCGCGGCGCCAAUAAGGGGCGGCCGCUGCGCCGGGCCGCCGCCACCGCCGCCGGCGUGCUCGUCGGACGCCGGCGGCGGCAGCGACCACUAUGACUGCCGCAUCCUUGGCCUCUUCCUUGGCGGCGGCGGCGGCGCCGCGGACGACCGCGCCGCGCAGCGGAGCCCAUCCAGCAGCGAGGACUGCACCACCGCCACUUUGACCCUGGUCAAGGCAGACAGCGGCGCGUGGCCGGGCGCCGCUCGCGGCGGCGGCCGCGCCGCUGCCCCGCAGGCGCCAUCCACACUGUACUGCGGCGGUGGCAGCGGCGGCGGCGGCUGCCCGUCGCCUCAGGCUGACGGCCUCCUGCGCACCCAAUCGAGCGGGUCUGUCUACUCAGCAUCGCUCCCAUUGCGCCCUGACCACCUCUCCUUAGGCCCGCCCCAGCAGCAGCAGCAGCUGCAGCAGCAGCAGCACCUGCAGCAGCAGCAGCAGCAGCAGCAGCAGUUCGUGCUGUUUGCCGGAGGCGGCGGUAACCCCGCGUUCGCCUUCCCUGCUGGGGGCGUGAGCACGCCCUGCGUGAGCAUGGGCGCCUUCGCCCCCGCCGGCCUCGCGUUUGUCCCCGCAGCCCUCGCCGUCGCUCCCCCCGCGCCCGCGGGGCGGCACGGCGGCGUGGUGACGCUCGCGUCGACGCUGGACGCGCCCGGCUGCGCCGGCGACGGCGGCUCUGGCGUAUCCGCCGCCACCGCUUG
Molecule: messenger RNA, 830 nt
Organism: Monoraphidium neglectum
Lineage: Eukaryota; Viridiplantae; Chlorophyta; Chlorophyceae; Sphaeropleales; Selenastraceae
Exons: 1
Source: RefSeq, a predicted model, not a curated record